Didymodactylos carnosus is the source of this 789-nucleotide messenger RNA. The record is from the annotation of a GenBank genome assembly. NCBI's taxonomy places the organism in Eukaryota, Metazoa, Rotifera, Eurotatoria, Philodinida, Philodinidae.
AUGAUUCUUUGGCAAAAUGAAGUAAUGAUAUUGAAAACAAUUAAUAAUGAAGCCGUUAUUAAAUAUAUAUUUGAUGGUAUCUAUGGUGUCAGUUAUUAUUUAGCCAUUGAAUAUCAUGAAUAUGGUUCAUUACAAAAAUAUCUUAGCAUGAAUACGUUAUCUCUCAGAUUAUGUUUAGAUUUUUUAUUAUCAUUAGCCAAUGGUCUAGAUUAUUUACAUUCAGAACACUAUGUCGAGAGUAAAUUAAUAAAAUCAACCAUUGUCCAUCGUGAUAUUAAGAGUCAAAACGUUUUAGUUAAACAAAAUCUUCAAUUGUGUCUAGCUGAUUUUGGUGUAGCACUUGUUCUUCCAGAAACAUUAACAAUAAAAGAUUUUGUACAGCUUGGAACAAUUCGCUAUAUGGCACCUGAAUUGCUAGAAGGUGUUAUUACUUAUACAAGAGAAGCAUUAUGUGCCGUUGAUAUCUAUGCAUUAGCUCUAGUUAUGUGGGAAAUUGGAACACGUUGUAUAGAUUAUCCUAAUGUUUGUGAUUAUCAACAACCGUAUGAUGAAUAUUUAAAGAAUAGUGACGAAUAUAAAAAUCGAAAUGUACAUUUAGAACAUAUACACGAUGUUGUAUUAUACAAAAAACUUCGACCAUCAAUCAAUUUAACAAAUGUUACUAAUCAGGUAGUACUAGAAAUAUUCAAUAUGAUUGAAGAAUGUUGGUUGAAAGAUUCAGAUGCACGUAUGAACGCGAGAAGUGUUGCAUGUAAACUCAAGACACUUUCAGCUCAAAUUCAAUCAUGA